CAUGUUAACAAAUAGGCAUACGGGGGACAGAGUUGCGGAAGUUGUGCCAAUAUGUGGAACUUCGUGUGUGAUGUUCUUGAAAGGGAACCUGAAAUAAAACUAACUGGAUUCUUAGGCAUGCAGACAAAUUAUUACCAUAACCAACAACCAUAAUCUUAUGAGGUAGCUUAUCAUGUAACCGUAUAAUUUCUGAAAAACAACAAAAUAGGCUUUUUGCGUCUUAGUAGUGGCUAACGUUACACGUGCAAAGGAGCUUGUGUUGUGGCUAUCCAUUGAAACAUGUUAUUUGCCGGAUAUUUCAAGUAGCCGACCAGGAACGUAUUUAGCAUGAGUAUAUUCUCAGUGCUUAAUAUUUUAAUCUUGAAUGAAUCGUAGUGUGAGCAGUUAACGGUCAUAUAACCAGAUUCCCUUUCAAUCACUGCAUGCUACGAUUAGCCUACGCUUGUUAAAACGUUUUCAUUCAGAAGGUAAAUGAGAUAGUCGUGCCCCUGCCAAACGACGAUUCAGAGAAAAUCUCGGACUACAAUGUGAGAUGGACGGGGGCGGUGAGUCUGCUGCAAGCAGUGGCAUUGACGUGUCCAUCAUCCUGCCGAUGUACAAUGCCUCCUGCUGGCUGGACGACUGUCUGCAGUCUGUGCUGGAGCAGGACUUUCAGGGCUCCAUGGAACUGUCUGUGUUUGACGACGCCAGUACAGACAACUCACAAGCAGUGAUCGGAAGCUGGACAGAGAGGCUGCAGGAGCGAGGAAUCGCCAUGGUGAUCUCGGGACACAACUCGGACCAGCCCAAAGGGGCGGGUUACGCCAAGAACCGUGCCGUGAUACAGAGCCGGGGGAGGUUCCUGUGCUUUCAGGAUGCGGACGAUGUGAUGAUGCCACAGAGAGUGCGCUUGCAGUUCGAGGCCUCCCUGCGGAAUCCAGACUGCAUUGUUGGGUGCCGGGUUCGUAGGAUACCUGAGGGUUCUACAGAGCGCUAUACCCGUUGGAUCAACACCCUGAGUCAAGAACAGCUCCUAACACAGGUGUACACCUCCCAUGGUCCCACGGUCAUCAUGCCUACCUGGUUCUUCUCCCGCCGCUGGUUCCAUAAGGUGGGAAUCUUUGAUGAAGGUGGAAAGGGUGUCCCAGAGGACCUGCUCUUUUUCUACCAGAAUCUUCGUUUGGGAGGAGGAGUGGUUCGCCUGGAAGAGUGUCUCCUUGUGUACCGCUACCAUGAGCUAGCUGCCAGCCACUUCGUACUGGAGGAGACCAUGUGGAAUCUUCGAGUGGAGUUCCUGCAGGAAAGGGUCCUCAGCCAAUGGGAUUCCUUCACCAUAUGGAACGCUGGGAAACAGGGGCGGAAGCUGUACCGCAGCUUGAGCCCGGCCAAUCGGAAGAAGGUGAAGGCAUUUUGUGACGUGGAUGAAAACAAGAUCAAAAAAGGAUUCUACACCUACGAGGAGACUGAGGAGAGGCCGAAGCCCAGAGUUCCCAUACUGCACUUCAGAGAAGCAUCUCCUCCAUUUCUCGUUUGCGUGAAGCUGGAUAUGACAGGUGGAGGAUUGGAAGAAAACCUGCUCUCCCUCAAGCGGAAGGAGGGAUUAGACUACUACCAUUUCAACUGAAUUUGGAACCGGGGGGUUGAGGCUGUGAACAGAAGUGCAGAGAAAUAAACAUCUGGAGCAAGAUCUGGAAAGACAGGAAAAACUAGAAGCAUUUCUUCAAAACCGCAAAAAGAUAAAGAAAGAAAGAAAGGAGAUGGGUACCAGGAAACUGCCUGGAAAGAGGAGGAGGAAGAAGAGAGAGAAGAAGAGGAAGAGAAACUUGGUUUGUCUAUUUCUGCAGCCGUUCAGAAGGGACAGCCCAGGCCAUCAUCUCAAACCGCCACCCGCUCCAGUGUCCCCCUCACACAAACAGAUCUAUUUGAGGACAAACUGUUUUUUUUUUGUUUUUUUUAAGAGGAACUUCAACUACACUCCCAUGAAGUUGAGUUCAGGACGAAAAAAAAAUAGAAAAGACCGUUUUCCAUUCUGUUCCUUUUUCUCUGUGUAAAGUGAGAAGGGUCAAUGUCCACUUUGUUGAGAAGGUUUGUAUUUAUUUUAAUUUCAUGUUAAAAUAAAAAUAUAUAUAUAUA
This is a messenger RNA of Anguilla rostrata (American eel), 2112 nucleotides long. RefSeq names its product UDP-GlcNAc:betaGal beta-1,3-N-acetylglucosaminyltransferase-like 1 (gene b3gntl1). Lineage: Eukaryota; Metazoa; Chordata; Actinopteri; Anguilliformes; Anguillidae. The transcript has 12 exons. The coding region runs from base 533 to 1603 and encodes 356 amino acids. The record is from RefSeq and is a predicted model, not a curated record.